UGAGGUAGGAAUUGGAAAAAUCAGAUCUUUCUAAUAAUGAUCGAAUAAGAACAUGACUAUUAUACAAGUCUCAAAUCGAAUACUGGUCGUUUCAGUUCCUUCUCCUUGGGGCAUGAUGAUGUCCAAUACAACUCCACGAUUUUGCAAAGCCACUCCCUCGAAAUCCAAUACCAACACACCCACUUCCAUUGUUCAAGCUUCUCAUUCCCAAGUUCGUGUCUUUGUGAGGAGAAACAAGAGACCCAGAGACAAUGACCAUCUUCCCUCUACCCAGGACAACAAGGUUUCGGCUACAAAGAAGCUUGGCGUACCAGAAAUUGAAGAAUUUGCGUACUGUGGAACAAAUGAAUUGACUCAGUGUAGGAAAUCUGAAAUGGACUCAAAUGUGAUUCCUGCAGCAAGUGAAGUUACUUCUCCAAGACCCUCUGGUGAAUCACCUGCCCACUGGGAAAAGGUGCUCGAGGGAAUUCGCAAAAUGAGGUGUUCUGGAGAUGCACCAGUAGAUACUAUGGGAUGUGAGAAAGCUGGCGAUACACUACCUCCUAAGGAAAGAAGAUUUGCUGUCCUGGUAUCUUCUCUUUUAUCAAGCCAAACAAAGGAUCCUGUUACUCAUGGAGCAAUCCAACGCCUUCUUCAAAGUGGUCUGCUUACUGCUGAGGCAAUCAAUAAUGCGGAUGAAGAAACCAUCAAAAAGUUGAUUUACCCCGUUGGGUUUUAUACAAGAAAAGCCACUAACUUGAAAAAAAUUGCAAAUAUGUGUCUCAUGAAAUACGAAGGAGACAUACCUAGCUCAAUUGAACAACUACUUUUACUUCCUGGCAUUGGUCCUAAGAUGGCUCACUUGGUUAUGAAUGUUGGAUGGGACAACGUCCAAGGAAUAUGUGUAGAUACUCAUGUCCACCGCAUUUGCAACCGGCUUGGGUGGGUCUCAAGAUUGGGCACAAAACAGAGAACUUCGACACCUGAAGAGACAAGAGAGUCACUGCAACGCUGGCUUCCAAAGGAAGAAUGGGUUCCAAUAAACCCUCUAUUGGUAGGAUUUGGACAAACAAUUUGUACACCUCUGAGACCUCGUUGUGGAGAAUGUGGUGUAAGAGAGUUAUGCCCCUCAGCCUUCAAGGAGACUUCAAACUCAAGCCCAUCUUCCAAGUCCAAAAAGUCUGGACUCAACAAGAAGCUUUAACAUGGACCACCCCAAAAAACACAUGAAGCUUUAACCAUUUUUUUUUUUGGAUUUGGGUUCCUUUUUUUGUCACAGGUUUAAAAUGAACGACUCCUAGUUCUCUGUUCUAACAUGUACAUACAUAUUGCUAAGUACUGUUAUUAUUAGGCUUACAUUGCAUGCAACCCUUCACCUAGAGGUGUAUAUUUUUUGAAAAAAUAGUCGUAUUCACCGUUGGAUGAUCUGAAACUUGGUGGCUUUUAUAAGGAUUGAUUUUUAUAUUUUU
Molecule: messenger RNA, 1448 nt
Organism: Cajanus cajan (pigeon pea)
Lineage: Eukaryota; Viridiplantae; Streptophyta; Magnoliopsida; Fabales; Fabaceae
Product: endonuclease III homolog 1, chloroplastic
Biological process (GO): base-excision repair; nucleotide-excision repair; base-excision repair, AP site formation
Cellular component (GO): chloroplast nucleoid; nucleus
Molecular function (GO): DNA-(apurinic or apyrimidinic site) endonuclease activity; DNA binding; oxidized pyrimidine nucleobase lesion DNA N-glycosylase activity
Source: RefSeq, a predicted model, not a curated record